AUGGAUAAGAAAUACUUUCAUAUUGUUAUUUAAUUACAUAUUUCAUUUACUACUGAUGAUAUAAACUAUACACAUUCAUAUAAUUAUUUAAAAAGUUCUAUUUUUUUCUUUUUAUGACAGUUGUUGUAGUUUAACUUAAUGAAAAGUUCAUGAAACCUAAGAAAAAUCAACACUUUGCAGCGUAUUUUUUGUAAAUUGAUGUGCUUAUGUGUUAACGUGGUAUUUUUAUUGUUAAACAAUGGGCAAUCAACUCGUGGGCGUUGCUCCAUCACAAAUAUACCCGGUGGAACAUUAUUUAAGUGACCACGUAGAUUUAAAAUUUGAUACAAGCUUGGGAUCUACAAGGUUUCUGAAAGUGGCACGAGCUCGGUCACAAGAGGGUCUUGUUGUGGUCAAAGUAUUUGCAGUUCAUGACCCAUCAUUGCCUCUUGCUGAACAUAAGGAGAGAAUACUAAAAAUAAAGGAGCAACUUGCAUCUGCAUUCAAUUGUCUGCCAUUUCAAAGGGUUAUUCUCACUGACAAAGCAGGUUUAUUAAUGCGAGAGUACUGCAAAUGCAGUGUUUAUGAUCGUAUGUCCACCAGGCCGUUCCUAACAGUACUCGAGAAGAAGUGGAUUACUUUCCAAGUGUUGUAUGCUUUACAUCGUAUGCACAAGCUGGGAAUAUGCCAUGGGGAUAUAAAGCUUGAAAAUAUAAUGGUAACAUCCUGGUUAUGGGUGCUAUUAACUGAUAUCGCAUCCUUCAAGCCCACGUUCUUGCCAGAUGAUAACCCGGCGGAUUUCAGCUAUUUCUUUGAUACGUCACGAAGGAGACUGUGUUAUGUUGCACCGGAAAGAUUCGUUCGUGCUCCAGAUCCCAAUAACAGACCUGCGGGAGAUGAUAGAACUGGUGGUUUGUUGUUGAGCGAAUCACCAUGCAAAGUUGGUGAACUGGUGCCCAGUAUGGAUAUAUUUUCAGCUGGAUGUGCACUUUUAGAGCUCUGGAACGACGGUACACCUGCGUUAGACUUGCCAGGUCUACUAGCAUACCGCAGCGGCGAAGACAGACCCUCUACCAUGACGUUACCUGAAGGAUCAGAUCCACGCUUGCGUGAUUUACUGCAUUCUAUGACAGAACGGAAUCCUAAAGAUCGGAGAACAGCUGAGUUGUACUUAGAUGAAGCUCGUGGCAGUCUCUUUCCAGAAUACUUCUACUCAUUCCUCCAGUCGUACAUGCUGAUUUUCUCGGCCCAACCCAUUCUGCCACCAGAUGAAAAAAUACUCCGCAUCCACCAGGAUAUCAGGAAUAUCAUCAAGAUAUUCACUCAGCCGUCGGACACCAAAAACUAUCAAGAUUUAGUGGACGAGACCACAGACAACCAUACCACAGAUACUAUAGAGACAUUAAGGAAAGAUGGAUUUAAAGUAAUGACUCUAAAUAUGAGAGAAUCUGAAGAUGAAGACGAGAAAAACCCCGAAGGAAAUACGGCUCAAGAUAGUGAAGGUUUGAUAUUGAUAACUUCAUUGGUGACUUCUUGUAUAAGAGGGCUGCAUCAUUGCACGUCCAAACUAUACGCAUUGGAGAUUCUGCAGUUGCUGUGCGAGAAUUCCACAUCAGAGACGAUACUGGAUAGAAUACUGCCCUAUAUCAUCCACUUGUCGCACGACAAGGCGGCGCGCGUGCGUGCGGGCGGCGUGUGCGGCGCGGCGCGGGCGUGCCUGGCGGCGGCGGGGGCGGCGGGGGCGGCGGGCGCGGGGGGCGCGGGCGGCGGCCGGCCCCCGCCGCUGGCCUGCAACGUGUUCCCCGAGUACGUGCUGCCCGAGCUCGCGCCGCGGGCCGUCGACCCCGCGGUGCCCGUGCGGAUCGCCUACGCAGACAACAUAGCAAAACUGGCAGAAACGGCGGUCAGAUUCCUUGAUCAGACACAAAACACGGUAGACAAGGAAGCAGCCAACAUCAACUACGAAACUGAACUCUCCGCUUUACAUGAUAUGGUCCGCGGUACUGUAUCCUCUUUACUCACUGAUUCACAAGCGGUCGUGAAACGAGCUCUCGUCGAUAACGGAAUAACUAAACUGUGCAUAUUCUUUGGGAAACAAAAAGCCAACGACCUGAUACUGUCACACAUGGUCACCUUCCUGAAUGAUAAAGAAGAAGUGGCGCUACGAGGGUGUUUCUUCGAGCGAGUGGUGGGAGUUGCAGCUUACGUGGGCCAGCACGCGGCCCCUAUACUCGUACCCUUACUGCAACAGGGUCUAACGGAUCAGUCGGAGUGGAUCAUAGCGAAAGCGUUGCGGGCUACGAGCAGUCUGGCGGAAUUAGGUCUGCUACCCAAACAGGCUCUAUGUGAUUUGGUGGCAGAAAGCGCGGUCUACCUUGCACAUCCCAAUUUAUGGAUACGACACGAAGUUUGCGGGCUGGUGUCGUGCGUGGCGAGCUUGUUGAACCCCAUCGAUGUGAACUGCAAGAUACUGCCGCUGGUGUGGCCACACCUCAAGCACAAACUCAUACAAGUGGAGAGAGCUGAACUGGUGCUGGAGAGUCUCGCGGAGCCUAUACCACGGAAGGUUCUGGAUGCAGUGCUAAGACACGGCGACGUGGACCGACUGGUGCAUACACUACGAGACAGACGGAAUACCAGGCUCAAGGUCAAACAGGGUACAAUGCCGCAGUAUUCAGAAAUGGGACAGCAAUUGAGGAAUCUGUUCAGGCGCCUCGCUUCAGAUGGUAUGACGGAACAUGUCGAAAACCAACUAUUGGCAAUGAGUGCCCAUCUGAUCAAGAUCCAGGGCUCCUCUACUCAGCACAUAACUGAGGCACCCGGUAGAUUGGUACUCAAAAACAGGAGUAUAUCCCGCGCCGUGCCACUGGAUACCGGCAUUGCAGAGGCUGCAUUCACAAGUGAUAAAUUAUAUGCCUCUCAUACCAACAGACGGAUGCUGAAGUCAUCAGGACCUCUUGAAACACACAUGAACACGGAGUGGCAGCAUAUGUUUGGACAGUCGCAAGAUCAGCACAGUAUGAGGGCGUCGUCGGAAGCGAUGGGCCAGUCGCAGAUGGGGGUCUCGGGAAGCGUGGGGAUCACGGGGGUUACAGUGGGGAGUCUCUCGGGGCAGCCCGCACCCCCCUCUCACUCGCAGCUCGUACAGAGUGCCACCUACGUGCAAUACAGCAUGGCCCCAUGCCGUAUGGAGCUGAGGAAUCUAACAGCAAGAAUGCAACAGAAGUACCAGAAGUCAUUAAGAAGUCAUAAAGACCCGUCAGACAGUAGUGAAGAUGUCGUGCCGCCCGCGUCGUGGAGGCCUGGGAACCAACUACUGGCUUACUUACAUGAACACAAGGCGAGAGUGAACCAGUUAGUGACACUGCCGGCGCACAGGAACCUGUUCGGUUCGUGCUCCGAUGACGGUUCUGUGCGAUUAUGGGAUGCAGCACGAUUGCAGGGACAUGCGUACAUCAACAAAUCUAAGUCGAUGUAUAACCGCGCGGCUGGUCCUGUAGUAGCUCUAGCGGCCUGCGAGGGAGGACAUUCUCUGGUCGCCGCUACACAAGAAGGAUCUAUCUUCGUACUCAGACAAGAGAGCGGUUCGUCUCGCAUGACGCUGUCUCAGUGCCGGCAGCUGGAGAGCGGCGCUGAGGGAGGAUGCGUGGCGGUGGCGUGCGCGGGGGGCGUGCACUCCGGCGUCAUAUCGUACGCUACGCUACUCGCCACCGUCGUCGGAUGGGACUUACGAGCGCCAGGUAACGCGUGGAAGCUGCAAGGUGAUCUUAAGCAGGGUGUGUACACGUGCCUAUACGCAAAUAGUUCCGGAUAUCUGGCGGUCGGCACCUCCAACGGCGCCAUAUCAGUUUGGGACCUCAGGUUUCAACUGCCCAUCACCUCUGUCAAACAUCCAAAUUCGGAGCGCGUGCGGCGCAUGGUGGGGUGCGGGCGCGGAUCGUCGCGCGUGUGGGCGGCCGGAGCGCGCGACGCCGCCGCCUGGUGCCUCGAGUCCACGCAGCGCACGCACGCGCUGUGGGCCUCCACAGACUCGCCGCAGCCGCUGCACUACUCGCAGCCCGCGUCUCACUACACGAGUGCAGCGUACUACGGCUCUCGCGAUGGGAGCCGGUUCCUCAUCACGGGCGGGUCCGACCAGCGCAUCCGACACUGGGACCUGGAGCAUCCGGAGGAUUCCUACAUUCUGGUGUACGCGCCCGCCGAUCAUCUAAAACACACGCCCAACGGGAUCAAGUACAGGAGUCGUAUUAUAGAUGGCACAACUGUUAUACAAGAGUACUGCAAGACGAGCCCCAACUCACCGCCGUCCUUAAUCGAAGACAACGUGUACCGGAGUGUAGAGUCACGAUCGUUCUACCACACUGCGCCCAUAACCGACGUCACCAUGGUGGAAGGUGGGAAGCAUUAUCUAGUCAGCUCAUCUGCGGAUGGGAUCAUUAAUGUUUGGAAAUGAAUUUGUUAAUGUAUGAAGUUUCU
Messenger RNA from Achroia grisella, 4455 nucleotides. RefSeq names its product phosphoinositide 3-kinase regulatory subunit 4 (gene Vps15). Gene Ontology annotation, biological process: protein targeting to vacuole; protein phosphorylation; late endosome to vacuole transport. The record is from RefSeq and is a predicted model, not a curated record. NCBI's taxonomy places the organism in Eukaryota, Metazoa, Arthropoda, Insecta, Lepidoptera, Pyralidae. Gene Ontology annotation, cellular component: nucleus-vacuole junction; phosphatidylinositol 3-kinase complex, class III, type II; late endosome. The transcript has 29 exons. Gene Ontology annotation, molecular function: protein serine/threonine kinase activity; protein binding; ATP binding. The coding region runs from base 239 to 4432 and encodes 1397 amino acids.